AUGAUGCGCUUGCUAGCGUUAGCUCUGUGCGUGCAGAGCCUAGUGCAGAUUCUGCCGAUGGCUAUGGCGAAACCUGACUUUGGCAUCGGCCUGUCGAUCACAAGCAGCGGAAAGGUGUCGACUGCUGCCGAUAAUGCACAAACCGUGCUGGAAGCGGUGGACGACAAUACGCCGUUUACCGCAGAGGCCAACUACAAGGCAUUGCAACCGUUGGCGAACGUUAUGGAUAAGGUCGCAUCAGUGACAGUGAGCCUGGGCAGCGAGCUGGUGCCACUCGUUACGAGCCUGGUGUCCGAUGUGUCCGGCGAUGUGGCUGCAGUGUUCACAACCGUGUUUACGAAGAUCACUGACGUUAAGAAUGCGAUCGGCACACAGCUUCCCACAGAUAUUGCCGAGAUAAAAAAUAUCUUCAAAACUCACUUCAAAAGCGAAGGUCUAGACUACAUACCCAAGCAGCUAACCGAUGGCUUCAACCGGAUCGUGGAAGGAUUGACCGAUCUCUCGACGAAGCUGCAGGCGCUCAAGAAGGCCAUCGACGAUGCCGCUACGGCGGCUGGUGGCGUAACGUCACUGACCGAUUCGCUAGUGAAGAAAUACGUCAAACCGGCGUUCGUGUACAAUGUCGUGUUUUCCAUCAACCAGCUGAAGGCCUACCUGCCGUUAGUGAAGUUCACGAUCGACAGUACGCUCGAGAACCUUAAUCUAGCCGACGAUUACCUGUUGCUGGUGUUCCAAGCUUUGCAGCAGUCGGGCGAUACUACCACAACGGCGAUUAAUUCCGUCAAAACCGUUACGGAUGCGAUAUCGAGCCAGGUUAAGUCUGACCUCGAUAUGUACUACGGUGAUUUUAACAUUAUGAAGGGCGAAAUUCAGGACCUCACUCAAAUUACCAGCUCACCAGAUAUUAGCAAGGUAAGCGAUGCGGUGGGCAGCUUUAGUACGUCAUUUGGCACUCUCUCCACUACCCGCUAUCCAGCGAUGGAUACGCAGCUGACCAAGCUCAUCGACACGAUUUCAAAAGCCCUUGCCGUGAAUUCCAACCCAGGCCAGAUAUCGUCCGAUCUGCUCGACAGUCUCAUUCUAACUGUGAUUGAGAAUGGCAAAUACGCACAGUUCUGUUUUAACAAAUAUUUCGGACUGGUGUUUGGGUUUAUCACCUCACUCGCGGACAGCGCAGGACUGUGUUUCGACAAAGAGAUUCCACGCCUGAAAGUACUGCAAGACACCUUAUCGACUGCUAAGGAGCAGCUGUGGACGGAUUUCUCGUCUAUAUCCGCGGAAUUUACAUUGUGCGAUAUGUUGACCACCCAAUCGAAGCUGAACGCAUGUGUUCUAGCGGUUUCCGGCUUCUACAACAAUAUUGCCACUCAGUUCGGGUUAAAGAUUCAGUUUUUGUUUGAUUUGCUUGAAUCGGAAACGGUGGCAAGCGCUAAUCGGUUCCUGAUUUGUAUCGAGCUGGUGAAGAUGAAUCUGGUGGAGAUGACCGAAUCGACCCUAACCAACGAAAUCCGAAGCUGUGCCAUGGAUGGUCCAACGGCGGAUGACUAA
Messenger RNA from Anopheles marshallii, 1548 nucleotides. RefSeq lists its product as uncharacterized. The transcript is spliced from 3 exons. The record is from RefSeq and is a predicted model, not a curated record. The coding region runs from base 1 to 1548 and encodes 515 amino acids. Lineage: Eukaryota; Metazoa; Arthropoda; Insecta; Diptera; Culicidae.